AUGUCGCAAGCUGCGGUGGACAAGGUGCAGAGCCAUGCCCAAGUCGAAUCAGCAGCUGGAUGGUCGCGAAGGAUUGAAGUGGUGGGCAUUUUGCUGGUGUUGGGUUCGAUAUGCUUCAACUGCCUUGGAGCGCUGCUGGUCGAGCGUUUUCUGAAGGGCAGCGGAGAGCUGUAUGAGCAGAAGGCGCAGCUUUUGCUUGGUGAAGUGCUGGUGAACUCCAUUGUGGUGUUCGUGAUUCCGCUUUUCAUCUUCGAUCAGGAGGUCUACGCAACCAUUUCUCCGUGGCAUCGUGGAUUCUUUGCCGGUUGGGAUGGUCGAGUGCUUCUUUGUGCAGUUCUCUGGAUUCCAGCUGGUUGGACAGCAACCAUUCUGGUGAAGCGCUGUUCCAACCUGCUCAAGACCGUUGCCCAAGCAUCCUCAUCCGUUCUGACCUAUGUUUUCUCGGUGGUGCCAUUGAGCCGUGGACCAUCGACAUGGGCACACAUCGUGACGUGGCUGGGACCGCCUCUGACACCUGAGCCUGUGUCCUCUCCCGUUGUCUUGCUGGCCAUUAGCGUGAUGCUUGCAGCGCUGAGCUUCGGUGCAGAUCGGGCCGAACGCGACAACAGGUCCCAUUCUUCGACAAGAAAAACACUGCCAAGGCAUAGCAGCACGUUGGAGAUGAAGCAGGUGGAGGUGGACUGGAAGCUGGAUCACGCGUACCAGAUGCAGGUGGCUCCACGCCAGCGAUCAAGGCAAACCAGCAUUGAGGAUGGAGGAAUGGAAACAGCCUCCUCCGCUGAUAGUGUUCUACUCCCUGCGAAAGCCAGCUAA
This is a messenger RNA of Symbiodinium sp. CCMP2456, 813 nucleotides long. The record is from the annotation of a GenBank genome assembly. NCBI's taxonomy places the organism in Eukaryota, Dinophyceae, Suessiales, Symbiodiniaceae.